Molecule: messenger RNA, 1105 nt
Organism: Paralichthys olivaceus (Japanese flounder)
Lineage: Eukaryota; Metazoa; Chordata; Actinopteri; Pleuronectiformes; Paralichthyidae
Source: RefSeq, a predicted model, not a curated record
AGGGUGUGACAGCUGUACUGAGUGGUUUCAUGGAAAGUGUAUUGGAGUUUCAGAGAAAGCAGCUAAAGCCAUCAGAGUGUGGUACUGUCCGUCCUGCAGAGACAGAGACUCGUCUCUGGAGAUUAAAUACCGCCUUAAGAAGAUAAAGGAAAAGGAGGGGCCAGAUGGAGACGACAAGCUUGACGGAGAUGGAAGCUCCACCCCCCAACCUAAGAUGGACAGGAGGAGGAGCUCACAGAUCAAGCGUUCGGCCAGGAUGUGUGGAGAGUGUGAUGCCUGUCUGAGGACGGAGGACUGCGCUCAGUGCGACUUCUGCAAAGACAUGAAGAAGUUUGGAGGUCCGAACAAAAUCCGACAGAAGUGUAGACUCAGGCAGUGUGAGGUCCGAGCGAGGAAGAUGCUUCGGGUGCGAGACGAGGAGAUGGCUCGGAGCGGCACCAGGGGACGGAGCCUUUUGAGGAGAGGAUCAGGGCAUCAGACGGAGGAUGAGGAGGAUGAGGAGGAGGAGGAGGAUGGGUUCAGCGAGAGUGAGCUGGAGCUGUACGAGCAGUACAGAGCUGCCGGAUACAGAGACCUGGUGUGGCACAGCGAGGAAGAAGACACUCAGUCGGACUCUCCGAGGAAGAAGGCGGUGAAAGUGAAACACGUGAAGCGACGAGAGAAGAGGACGGAGAAGAAAAAGUCUGUGUCCGUUCCUAAAGAGGAGGUGAAGCCGCGGCGUCACAAAGCGAAGCAGCGGCACAGGGAGCGCGUGCGGCACAGUGAGCGAGCUGUAGAGGGCGGGGUCAAAGAGGUGGGCGGGUCCAUGAGGCAGUGUCUGGGUCCAGGAUGCGUCGAACCAGCGAGGACGAGCUCUAAAUACUGCUCAGAGGACUGCGGAAUGAAGCUCGCCGCCAAUCGUAUCUACGAGAUCUUGCCUCAGAGGAUCCAGCAGUGGCAGCAGAGUCCGUGCAUUGCCGAGGAGAUGGGGCGGAGACAGCUGGAGCGAAUCAGGAGGGAACAGCAGGCGGCGAGACUCCGCCUCACACUGAUGGAAAAACGUUUUCACGAGCUCGAAGGCAUCAUCGCCAACGCCAAACUACAGCAAGUCCAACAGCACGAGGAG